Apodemus sylvaticus (European woodmouse) is the source of this 546-nucleotide messenger RNA. Its product is annotated as mesencephalic astrocyte-derived neurotrophic factor-like. Gene Ontology annotation, cellular component: endoplasmic reticulum. Gene Ontology annotation, biological process: dopaminergic neuron differentiation; neuron projection development. The transcript is spliced from 3 exons. The coding region runs from base 1 to 546 and encodes 181 amino acids. Lineage: Eukaryota; Metazoa; Chordata; Mammalia; Rodentia; Muridae. The record is from RefSeq and is a predicted model, not a curated record.
AUGACUGUGAAUGCUGAAGAGUGCUCAGAAGAGGGCUUGAGGUUUCAAAGCCGGUUUAAAUGUCAACAGUUUGAGCCCAACCAAGGAGGUUUGGAUGAGAUCAAGGUUGGCUCAUCUGUGCCCAUGCCAACAGGACCAGCUGAAUUGUUCUGUCCAGCCACUAUUGAAGAAGAACUUAUAAUGUUCUGCUGUGAAGCAAGAGGCAAAGAGAAUCGAUUGUGCUACUACACUGAUGCCACAGAUGCUGCUGCGACCAAGAUCUCCAAUGAGGUAUCAAAACCCCUGGCCCACCAUAUCCCUGUGGGAAAGAUCUGUGAGAAGCUGAAGAACAAAGACAGCCAGAUCUGCGAGCUGAGGUACUACAAGCAGAUUGACCUGAGCACAGUGGACCGGAAGAAGCUCCGGGUGAAAGAGCUGAAGAAGAUCCGGGACGACUCGAGGGAGACGUGCAAAGGCUGUGCAGAAAAGUCUGACUGGAUCCAGAGGAUAAAUGAACUGAUGCCUAAAUAUGCCCCCAAGGCAGCCAGCACACGAACUGAUCAGUAG